Molecule: messenger RNA, 1510 nt
Organism: Exserohilum turcica Et28A
Lineage: Eukaryota; Fungi; Ascomycota; Dothideomycetes; Pleosporales; Pleosporaceae
Exons: 5
Coding region: 35-1510 (491 amino acids)
Molecular function (GO): iron ion binding; heme binding; monooxygenase activity
Source: RefSeq, a predicted model, not a curated record
AUUCGUUCUAUUCCUCACAUCCAGCCAGGCCAACAUGGCGGUCCACUUGGCACUGGUGGUGGCGUCUUUGCCCAUUACACUGCUUCUCUACACUGUUUGGAAACUAUUCUACAACGUCUUCCUGCAUCCACUGCGCUCCUUCCCCGGCCCACUGCUCGCCCGUGCCACCCUUCUGGUAUACAACAAGCAUAUUGCAGAUGGCGAUUCGCAUUUUUGGGUCAAGGCACUCCACGACAAGUACGGGCCAGUUGUACGCAUUGCACCAGACGAGCUCGUAUUCAGCGAGGCUGGCGCAUGGAAAGAUAUCUAUGGAUUCAAGAAAGGACAGGUCAAGGACCUGAAGUUUUACGGAACAGACACUGUCAGCCCACACGAACCAGGCAUCAUCAGGUCAAACGACGAGCGCCAUGCGAAGCAGCGCAAACUCUUCAGCUAUGCAUUUAGCGACAAGGCCCUGAGUGAACAGCAAGCGCUGAUUCAGACGUAUGCCAAUUUACUUUGCGAGAAGCUCAGUGCCAAGGCGGCCAAGAACGAGAAGGUCAACUUAUGCAGGUGGUUUAAUCACACUACCUUCGAUGUCAUGGCCGACAUGACCUUUGGUGAAUCCAUGGGCUUGCUGGAUGGCUCGCCGAAUCACGAAUGGGUUGACAAUCUUUUCGAGUUCCUACAGUAUAUAGUCUAUAUGCGUAUCGCAAACUAUUGGCCAAGCAUCACGUUCAUCUUCAAAGCUCUGAUGCCAAAAAAUCUAAAACAACGGCUCAUCAGUCACCAACAAUUCACACUUGAACGCGUCAACAAGCGUCUAGCACGUACGGCGGAAAAGCCCGACAUCUGGUCUUUUGUCGACAACAAAUUUGGAGACAAGGAGGGUGCUGUUACCCAGAAUGAGAUUACCGCCACCGGCGCAACCUUCAUGACUGCCGGCACAGAAACGACCGCAACCGAACUCUCUGGCUUGUCUUACUUGCUUAGCCAGCACCCGGAUAAGAAGCAGCGCCUUAUGGAUGAGAUUCGCACCACCUUUUCAUCAACAGAGGAGAUGACGUUGACCAAACUGUCACAAUUGCCGUAUCUCAAUGCCUGCAUUGAAGAAGGACUGCGAUACUACUCGCCGGUCGCAGUCGGGUUCCCCAGGAUGGUUUAUGGCGACAAUUUCCAGGUCUGCGACCGAUAUGUUCCGAAAAGGACCACUAUAUCCAUGUUCCAAUAUGCUGUACACCGAUCUCCCCUCUCUUUCCACCGCCCAGACGAGUUUUUGCCUGAACGCUGGUUGCCAGAGGGCCAGGCCGAGUUCGGCAACGACCGGAAAGAUGCAUUCAACCCAUUUUCGUAUGGACCACGGAAUUGUCUUGGCAAAAACAUGGCCUACCAUGAGAUGCGAAUCGUGCUUGCCACGUUCAUGUUCCACUUUGAUCUCGAACUUUGCCCCGAGUCUAAAGAUUGGAUGAAUCAAAAGACGUAUCUCGCGUGGUCCAGGCCUCCGCUGAUGAUGAACCUCAAGGCCCGAUGA